Messenger RNA from Colletotrichum paranaense, 1017 nucleotides. RefSeq names its product short-chain dehydrogenase. The transcript has 3 exons. Bases 1 to 1017 code for a protein of 338 amino acids. NCBI's taxonomy places the organism in Eukaryota, Fungi, Ascomycota, Sordariomycetes, Glomerellales, Glomerellaceae. The record is from RefSeq and is a predicted model, not a curated record.
AUGUCUAUCCUCGCACCCUACGCCGAACAACACAAGGACACCUCCGGUCCCAACGACAGCCGCCCCACGGGAGUCCAAAUUGUUGAAGACCAAGGCCUCGUCGGAAAAUGGACCGAUAAAGUCGUCAUCGUCACCGGCUGCUCCCCCGGCGGCCUCGGCCCCGAAACCGCUAGGGCCUUUCACGUCGCCGGCGCCGACGUCUACAUCACCGUCCGCGACGUUGCCAAGGGCGAGGAGGUCGCCAAGGAUAUUCUCUCGGAUGGCAAGCCCGGCAAGGUGGAGGUCAUCAAGUUGGACCUCGGAUCUCUCGAGAGCGUGAGGGAGGGCGCCAAGGCGUUCUUGGCAAAGUCGGACAAACUGAAUGUCAUUGUGAACAAUGCUGGAGUCAUGGCCUGCCCCAAGGGAAAGACCGUGGACGGAUUCGAAACCCAAUUCGGCACAAACCACCUCGGCCACUUCCUCCUCUUCCAGCUCCUCAAGUCAACCCUCCUCGCCUCCUCAACACCAACCUUCAACUCCCGCGUCAUCUCCGUCUCCUCCUCGGGCCACCGCGGCGGCCGCAUCCAAUUCGAAGACUUCAACUUUGACCACACUGUAGAGUACCACCCCUGGGCGGGCUACGGCCAGGCCAAGCUAGCCAACAUCCUCUUCGCCAACGAGCUCGACCGCCGCUACGGCGCCCGCGGCCUCCACGCCCUCAGCCUCAUGCCGGGCGGCAUCGAGACGCCCCUCCAGCGCCACCAGCCCGAGAUCACCGAGAUGAUCAAGGACCCGGCCGUCCACAAGGUCAUGAAGAGCCCCGCGCAGGGGGCCGCCACCUCCGUCUGGGCUGCCGUCGCCAAGGAGUGGGAGGGCAAGGGCGGCAAGUACCUCGAGGAUUGUGCCGAGGCGGAGGCGAUGAAGCCUGAUGCUGGGAUGCUUGCUCCGGGGUACGCGCCGGCGGCGUUUGACCCCGAGGCGGAGAAGAGGUUGUGGGUUGAGAGUUUGAAGAUGGUUGGGCUUGAGGACGAUCAGUGA